CAAACAUGCAUAUUCUGAUUGUGUUUUUGCUUGCCUCAAUUUCUGUUUCAAGAGCAGAAAUUGAUAUUCAAUCACAAGAUUUUAUCGAUUCAAUUAAUCAAAAACAAUCACAUUGGGUCGCUCGUCGAAAUUUUCCCGAAAACACCUCUAAUGAAUUUUUCUACACACUAAACGGAUUCCUGGGACUUCAUCCUGAUCCUAAUUACAAGCCAGAAAAAGUUAUACAUAAUUUCAACCUUGAAGAUAUUCCAAAAACUUUUGAUGCCCGAACGAAGUGGCCAAAUUGUGAAUCUUUGAAUAGAAUUAGAGAUCAAGGAUCGUGUGGAUCAUGUUGGGCAUUUGCAGCGGUAGAGUCGAUGUCUGACAGAAUAUGUAUUCAAUCCUCAGGAGCACAGAAAUUUUUCUUUUCCGCAGAAGACCUUCUUUCAUGUUGUACAACUUGUGGUAGCUGUGCCGGUGGUUACAUGAUGGCUGCUUUUGAUUUUUAUAUUAACGAAGGACUUGUCUCUGGUGGAGAUUUGAAUUCAAAUGAAGGUUGUAGACCAUAUACUGCAGAUCCUCACGAUAACGGCAAAACUCCUUCAUGCACCAAAAGUUGUCGCAGUGGUUACCCAACCAGUUACAGUUCCGAUAAACAUUAUGGCAGCAAAGAUUACAUUAUUGACGCUGGAAUUAGUAACAUUCAGUAUGAAAUUAUGACAAAUGGACCUAUUAUUGUAAAUUUUAAAGUGUAUCAAGAUUUCUACAAUUAUGGAUCUGGAGUUUACCAUCAUGUAAGUGGAGACAGCACCGGUUACCAUGUUGUUAAAAUAGUGGGAUGGGGAACUGAACAAGGACUGGACUACUGGCUCAUUGCUAAUUCUUGGAGCAAAAGUUGGGGUGAAAAUGGAUUUUUCAAGAUAUUAAGAGGACAAAAUGAAUGUGGCAUUGAAAAUAAUCCUUACGCAGUAUCCCCAAAACUUUAAACAUUUUUUAAUUAUUACAAUUCUUAUUUUACCUACUAUAUGGGCCUGUUUAGCACGAAAUGAUUUUUAGAUAUAAAACCUAUCGAUUCUAUGAUUAUUAAAACAUAUUUUUAAAAAUAAAAUUUCAAGGCGGUUUAA
This is a messenger RNA of Tribolium madens (black flour beetle), 1103 nucleotides long. Its product is annotated as cathepsin B-like. NCBI's taxonomy places the organism in Eukaryota, Metazoa, Arthropoda, Insecta, Coleoptera, Tenebrionidae. The record is from RefSeq and is a predicted model, not a curated record. Gene Ontology annotation, cellular component: lysosome. The transcript is spliced from 4 exons. Gene Ontology annotation, biological process: regulation of catalytic activity. Gene Ontology annotation, molecular function: cysteine-type endopeptidase activity. Bases 6 to 965 code for a protein of 319 amino acids.